CGGGGGCGCGAGGGACGCCAUUCCGCCAUUCCGGCUCGGGCGCGGCGGAGGCACGACGCGCCGGCAUUUGCGACCAUGUCUUACGGGAGAGGAAACAACGAGUGCCGCAUCUACGUGGGGAACCUGCCCCCCGACAUCAGGACCAAGGACAUCGAGGAUCUGUUCUACAAAUUCGGCAAGAUCGUGUUCAUCGACCUGAAGAACCGCCGAGGGCCCCCGUUCGCCUUCGUCGAAUUCGAGGAUUCCAGGGAUGCCGAAGAUGCAGUACACUCUCGUGAUGGGUAUGACUAUGAUGGCUACCGUCUCCGAGUGGAAUUUCCAAGGAACAGUGUGCCAGGAGCAGCCAGAGGAGGCUCAGGAAGGGGGCGAGGCAGAGGUCCUCCAGCCCGAAGAUCACAAUACAGAGUUUCAGUCACAGGCCUACCCCCCACUGGGAGCUGGCAGGACCUCAAGGACCACAUGAGGGAGGCAGGAGAUGUCUGUUAUGCUGAUGUGUACAAAGAUGGCACAGGUGUGGUAGAGUUCCUUCGCUAUGAAGAUAUGAAGUAUGCUGUCAAGAAACUUGAUGAUUCAAAGUUCCGCUCACAUGAGGGUGAAAAUUCAUACAUUCGGGUGAAAGAAGAUUAUGGAGGUUCUAGUCCAGCAUCCGGUGGUGGUGGUGGAGGUGGACGUGGGCGCUCAAGAUCCAGGUCGCGAUCCCCACGGGGCUACCGGGGGUCGCCCACCUACUCUCCUGUUCGCCGAUCUUAUUCUAGGUCGCCCUCGCGAUCCAGGUCACCGUCACGCUCCCGAGAUCGCUACUAGAACCGAAGACGGGAGUGAUGGGCCAGGCCCAGCGGUUGGGCCGAGAUGACAGCUUGGGCCCAAACCUGGCGAAGUUACCUAGAAUUUAUGAAGGGUGCCAAGUUGUUGGAUGUUGCAUCCAGUUAGAGCACAUCCUUUAUGGGAGGAAAUUGAAAACGGUUAAAACUCCACACUGACCUCUGGUGCCCCACGCUGACCUGACGGUGUCCCCGGACCCAUGCAGCUCUUAGCACUGGACUGGAGGACGUCAGGUCUGCACUGUUGCCAGUCACACAUGUCCCACUUGCCCUUUGGUCUGUCUGCUGGCUGUCCUCACAAUAUAUCAAAGACACUUUUGAAAGGUCCUCAAGUGUGUGUGUGUAUGCAUGUGACGCCAUCACUUUCACAUUGUAUUAGGGGAUGGAUAGAACCCUUCAAAGCUGUUAGUGUUAGGAGUCGCAGAUAAUCUGUUCGGACAGCCAGAUUAAGAAGAAGAAAAAAAAAACGGUGUAUUGCUCAGAGUGGCAUUUUUUGUUUGUGUAAAUGCAGACUUUUUGAAAGUUUUUUUUGUACUUUUUUAGAUUUUUAUUAAUGGCAACUAAUUUUGAUUUUGACUUCACAUAGGUGUAUGCAGUCUGUUCCAUGGUCAUUGUUCAGUAUUAAGGAAACUUUCAAUGUCUUCAUAUACAAAGGGCAAGUUAAAGAUUUUAGAUUUGUAAGAAAGCAUAUGUUUACAAAAAGAAAUGUAAUGAAGUUUACGUUAUAAGUAGCUUCUAGCCCAAUUAAGCUAACUAUGAUUUAUUACUUCUGUCUUUAUGUUCUCACAUUCCAUUCUGACUUCUCAGCUGAACAAUUCUUAUAUCUGAUAUUUUCUUAGUAAUCAGCGUGUAAAUACACCUCAUACUUUUAAUAAAGAUGUUCAAUAAAAAUUGUCUUGAAAUGGAUUUUGUAUUGAAUGAAGCUUUACCUAUAGAUUAUAGAGAUCGUAUUACCAGAGACUAAUUGUUUGUUUUUCUUUCUACACAGUCCCGUAGCUAGUAGGCUGCUGCAAUAUGGCCAUCCUUCCUGCCAAAUUUCGUAGAUUUUGGAAAGCUAGGAUUUGAGAAGUGGAGGAGGAGCAUUGACUAUGGCAUGGACGAGAGGCUCUCUAUCUGGAUCACAGGAUCAGGAGGAUACAUGCUGCAGCAAGCUUGCAAGGGGAGGAUCACACUAAUGGAUAACUUGGAUCACAAUGGAUGAGAUCUCUUAUGGGUCUCAGUUGGCCUAUCCAUGGAGAAAAAGGAUUAUGCGGGGACAGGUUCUGCGCUUGGACGAACUCACUGGAGGAUCAUGGAUCACUUGAGGAUAAGGAUUUGGAUCAAUCAAGGGAUUCACCAAGUAGCAGAGGACUGGAUUUGUGAGUUAAGGAUUCACUUUCCCUCCCCUCAUUGCUUGAAUUUGUUACUUGAAUUCCCAUCAAAGUCCUCUUUAGUACAAAGCAAAAUUAGUAGACCAUUUCUGAUAUCCAGGUGGAAACCUCUUUAUUUUAUCACAGAUAGGGGUGAUUUACGGAGUGAUAGAUUAUUAGGGGAUGCCAGCUUUUAUUGAUCAAAGGGAGAGAUGUCUUUUUCCUAUGUUGCCAAAUUAUUGCGGAACAUGUCAUAUCGUAAGGGGAAGUUGGGAAGAGAACCAGUGCAAAGUUAUUAACGAGUUUCUCUUUUCCAGCAGCAAUACAAGGAGAUCAGUUAUUCAACAGUGAUUCAUCAAUAAAAUAUUAAUGUUA
Molecule: messenger RNA, 2545 nt
Organism: Penaeus indicus
Lineage: Eukaryota; Metazoa; Arthropoda; Malacostraca; Decapoda; Penaeidae
Gene: SF2
Product: serine/arginine-rich splicing factor 1B-like
Exons: 4
Coding region: 76-804 (242 amino acids)
Cellular component (GO): cytoplasm; nucleus
Molecular function (GO): mRNA binding
Source: RefSeq, a predicted model, not a curated record